Molecule: messenger RNA, 446 nt
Organism: Equus caballus (horse)
Lineage: Eukaryota; Metazoa; Chordata; Mammalia; Perissodactyla; Equidae
Gene: RPS26
Product: ribosomal protein S26
Biological process (GO): translation
Cellular component (GO): cytosolic small ribosomal subunit; ribosome
Molecular function (GO): structural constituent of ribosome; mRNA binding
Source: RefSeq, marked provisional
UCUCUCGGGUCCGCGUUCUCAAGAUGACCAAGAAAAGAAGGAACAAUGGUCGUGCCAAAAAGGGCCGCGGCCACGUGCAGCCUAUUCGCUGCACCAACUGCGCCCGAUGCGUGCCCAAGGACAAGGCCAUUAAGAAGUUCGUCAUUCGAAACAUAGUGGAGGCCGCAGCCGUCAGGGACAUUUCGGAAGCGAGUGUCUUCGACGCCUACGUGCUUCCCAAGCUGUAUGUGAAAUUACAUUACUGUGUGAGUUGUGCCAUUCACAGCAAGGUAGUCAGGAAUCGCUCUCGUGAAGCCCGGAAGGACCGAACACCCCCACCCAGAUUUAGACCUGCAGGUGCUGCUCCACGACCUCCGCCAAAGCCCAUGUAAUGAGCAAAGUCCUUAAGGACUGAAGGAGAAGCUCUCUCUCUGGAAAAUAAUAAAAUGGAAAUUACACUUUAUAUA